This is a messenger RNA of Pieris macdunnoughi, 3324 nucleotides long. The record is from the annotation of a GenBank genome assembly. NCBI's taxonomy places the organism in Eukaryota, Metazoa, Arthropoda, Insecta, Lepidoptera, Pieridae.
AUGAUUUUAAUAUUCUCAUUAAAAUGUGAUGCUCAAACAUCAAAGCCGAAAAAGGUGUCCGACAUCUCGGAGACGCGACUUAUCGAAGUAGGUGUAGUGGAUCAGGGAAAGAAAAAACACAACAAGAUUAAAACAUCCAAAUACACCUUUCUUAUGUUUCUGCCCAAGAACUUAGCGGAGCAGUUCCGUAGAGUUGUCAACUUUUACUUCUUGUUUGUCACCGUUAUCGCUAUUGUUAUUGAUAGUCCCGUAUCACCGUAUACUAGCAUAGCGCCAUUGAGUUUUAUGGUGCUCGUGACAGCUGUCAAACAAGGUUAUGAAGACUGGCUUCGACAUAAAGCAGAUGAUAAAGUCAACAACCAAAUAGUGGAAAUAGUUCACAAAGGAGUUAUAAAGGAAGUUCGGAACUCUACUAUUGCCCCCGGUGCCCUUGUGAGAGUCAAAAGGGGAUGGGAGGUACCAGCCGAUCUGGUUCUCUUAUGUUCUGCUGGUGAAAGAGGAAAAUGUUUCAUCACCACCGCAAAUUUAGAUGGAGAGACCAAUUUGAAGACCCUCAGGGUUCCACCACCUUUGGUUGGAUACACCCCAGAUAUAAUUCCGCCCGGUAUCCGCAUAGAACUACCACAUCCGGUCGCAGAUCUUUACACGUUCUACGGUCGAUUGGAAAUACCCGGCCAACCCAGUUUACCAUUAAAUACUGACAAUAUAAUGCUCAGAGGAUCCCGAGUGAAGAAUACUGAGUGGGCUAUUGGAUGUGCCGUCUAUACUGGUGAAGAAACAAAACUGGCUCUUAACUCUAAAUAUUCAGGGAACAAAUUUUCAUCAAGCGAAUCUGCUGUCAACGGAUUCCUUGUGCUACUCAUCUACGUUCUCCUUUUCGAAGUGAUUGGUUCUUUCGUGGCCAAAAUACUCAUAGAAAUGUGGAAUCCAAAAAGACUUGAAUAUUUCGGCUUUGAAGACGUCUUUCCAUUAACAGCCUCAAGUGUUCUACAGGACCUCUUCUCUUUUCUCCUCUUGUACUACUACAUCAUACCCAUCUCUUUGUACGUCACGAUAGAGCUGUAUAAAUUUAUUGGUGCCCUCUUCAUCGGUUGGGAUGAAGAACUCCGCUGCGAAGAGACUGGCAGACCAGCAAUCGCCAAUACCUCUGAUCUCAACGAAGAGUUAGGUCAAGUAGAGGUGCUCUUCUCGGACAAAACUGGCACUCUUACAAAGAACCUUAUGGCUUUCAAAGCAUGUUCCAUAAAAGGACAGAUUUAUGAAGAGAGGGAAGGAAGAUUGUUUGAUACUGGGAAGUUUGAUGAAGCCGUUGAUACUCUUCAGACAGAUCUUAAAUUUUUCUUCACAAUACUCGCGCUGUGUCACUCGGUUCAACUCUCGAACGAAGACAUGAAAAAAUUAAGCGCACGUCUUUCCGGAACUGGAAAUAUGCAGUUAAUGAACUUCUUUCGACGGAAAAAGAUUACCAAAGCGAAUGGAAAUAGUAGUGUUAUUGAUAGCGUUACAUGGAACGCCAUUUUGAAUGAAAACGGCAGUAAAAUGGACUACCAGGGAAGCAGCCCCGACGAAAAAGCCUUAGUAGAGGCAGCUGACAGGUUUCAAGUGACCUUUUUGGGCGAUGAAGGGAACAAUCUGGUACUAAAGGUCGGAACUAUUACGGAGAUGUAUGAACGACUUCAGUUGAUUGAAUUUACGUCUGAAAGAAAGCGGAUGUCUGUCAUCGUAAAGGAUAAAGAUGGGAAGAUAUGGCUAUUUUGUAAAGGUGCGGAAUCCUCAGUGUUUCCUAUAUGCAAGGAUUCGGUACAAAUAGAAGAGACGGAAAGAGAUAUCACUGCCUUUGCCACUAAAGGUCUUAGGACCCUGGCUGUUGCUUACCGGGAGAUACCCACGGAGGAGUAUGACAGAGUCGCUGAAUCCAUAAAACAUCUUGACGGCUCAAGCGCAGAAGCCCUACAGCGUGUGAACCAACAGUAUGUAGUACUGGAGCAACAAUUGACACUGCUUGGUGCAACAGCUGUGGAAGAUUGUCUUCAAGAUGAUGUUGAAGAUACUCUCGCGUCUCUGCGAAGAGCCGGAAUCAAAAUCUGGGUGCUUACUGGAGAUAAGGUAGAAACAGCAAUUAACGUCUCCCAAUCGUGCGGCCAUAUAUCCGAGAACGAUCGUCGAAUGUUUCUUAUAAGCGUCGAAGACGAGCUCGCUCUACAGCAAACUCUAGAGCUUUGUAGGCAGACGGUAGAAGAACCGGGCUAUCAGGAUUUGACGUUGGUGGUUGAUGGAGUCAGCAUGGCGAAUGUCCUGGAUACGGUGUAUGCGAGGGACUUCGUUGAUAUCUCCCUCAAGUGCAGCGCAGUGUUGUGCUGUAGACUAUCGCCGAUACAGAAAGCUAAGAUUGUUAAGUUAGUAAAGAAUUGUUCGGAGCACCCGAUUACAGCGGCCAUAGGAGAUGGCGCCAACGACAUCUCCAUGAUACAAGAGGCUCACGUGGGCUUCGGGAUAUUCGGGAAGGAGGGACAUCAAGCUGCCAGAUCGGCUGACUUCGCCUUCACAAAAUUUUCGAUGGUGAAAAAAAUGCUUUUGGUACUGGGACAUUGGUACUAUCAACGACUUGCAACACUUGUCCUAUACUUCUUCUAUAAAAACUUAGUAUUAGGGAAUAUUAUGUUAUUUUUCCAAAUAAACAGCGCGUUCUCCACACAGUCAAUAUAUGACAGUAUGUAUUUGACGUUCUACAAUCUGUUCUUCACGUCAGUACCGUGCCUUGUUCUAUCUGUGACUGAGCAACGCUGGCCAGCCGAUUUAUUACUCAGGAACCCAAUGCUUUACCGAAAUAUUCGAAAAAACAAGCUCCUAUCAUGGCGGUACUUCGUACUUUGGCUAUCAGGAGCGUUAUAUCAUUCAGUGCUCAUUUAUGGCUUCAGUACUUUAAUCUUCACCUCGGAUGUCUUUACAUCUGAUGGGAAACCUAUGGAUUUGUGGUCAUUCGGCGCGAUACUAUUUCACCAAAUGCUGGUAAUAGUGACAUUGAAGCUGUGCCUUCACGCGCGAUACCACACCCUGGCCUUCGCACUUACCGCUCUACUAUCAGUAUUGACUUAUAUAGCGUUUAAUACUGUAUAUUCAUUGUUUUAUUUCCAAGUGGACGGCGACAUCCUAGGAACGUACACCCGUCUGCUCACCUCCCUGCCCUUUUGGCUUCUCAACCUGGUCACAGUUGCUGCUGCUCUUGCGCCGGACUUCUGUCUACGGAUUCUGGUAGAAAUUAGAGCGCGAAGAAAUAUACGAACGAACACGGAAACACAGCAGGUUUAUUCCACCCAACUUUGA